CUCGAUGAUGACGACCUUGUUCACCACACACGGCUGAGCGAACAGAUUCUUGUCCAUUACCGGCAGGAAUAUCAAAAAAUCAUUUCCGAGCUUCAGCAUGCCCCUGGUCGUGUCUCAUACACACUUGACCUCUGGGAGGAUGAGAAUCGUCAGACGUUCAUGGGUCUGACCGCACAUCAUUGCCACGAGGAU
This is a messenger RNA of Dichomitus squalens LYAD-421 SS1, 192 nucleotides long. RefSeq lists its product as uncharacterized. The transcript has 2 exons. NCBI's taxonomy places the organism in Eukaryota, Fungi, Basidiomycota, Agaricomycetes, Polyporales, Polyporaceae. The record is from RefSeq and is a predicted model, not a curated record. The annotation marks the transcript as partial.